This is a messenger RNA of Lolium perenne, 582 nucleotides long. The record is from RefSeq and is a predicted model, not a curated record. NCBI's taxonomy places the organism in Eukaryota, Viridiplantae, Streptophyta, Magnoliopsida, Poales, Poaceae.
AUGGUGGCGCGUAUCGAGGCAGGGACGACGAACUCCAGGGCGGAGCGGCGCCGACUCCUAGCCGGUGGUGGCGGGGAGCACAAGGGCGGCGCAGGUACAGACGCGUGGUCUGCAGGGGACAGGGCGGACGAUCUCCUGGUCGCCGUCGGCGCAUGGUCUCCAGGGAAGGGCGGCGGAGGAGUCUGUAUUCUCUGCCGGCGCGUGGUCUGCAAGGGAAGGGCUCCGCCUGAGCUGGAAGGAAGGAGAGGGCCGCGCGCGAGGUGCAGUGGAUCGGAGUGGUGGAAGGCCGCGCGAGGGGUGGAAGGUGGGCGGCGGCGCGCGGCGGCCGGGAAGAAGGCUGGGUGGGAUUUGGCCCUGCCGCCGGGAAGAAGGCUGGGUGGGGAUUCGACCCUGCCGCCGGGAAGAAGGCUGGGCGGGGAUUCGGCCCUGCCGCCGGGAAGAAGGCGGGGCGGGAAUUGGGGACGGGCGCGGUGCCUGCAGAUAGAGAAGAAGGGCGCCGGCGGCAGCUGGGCAGGAGGGAGAGUGGCAGCUCAGGGGAAUGGGGGAGGGCAGACCGUGGCCGAGCUCGAGGACAGGGGAUGA